AUGUCAGGUGCAGGCUCUCCAAAUAACAACAACAAUGGCCCUGGUGGUCUUCUGAGAUCAGCUUCAAUUUCAAAUUUAUUCGGAUUAAGAAAUAAAAGAUCAUUUGAAUCAGAUGAUAAUAAUGAAGAAAGUACAAAUGAAAGUUCUGAUAUUGAUGAAGAAGUUGCUCAUAAAAGACGUAAAACUGAAAUUGAUGCACAAAAAAAAUUUAAUGAACAAGAAAAACAAUAUAAUGAUGAAUUACCUGAAGAAUAUCGUAAAUUUAGACCAACAGGUUAUAAAUUUAAUUUACCUCCAACUGAUCGUCCUGUUAGAGUUUUUGCUGAUGGUAUUUUUGAUCUUUUCCAUUUAGGUCAUAUGAGACAAUUAGAACAAUCCAAAAAAGCUUUACCAAAUGCUCAAUUAAUUGUUGGUAUUCCAUCUGAUGUUGUUACUCAUAAAAAAAAAGGUUUAACUGUUUUAUCUGAUUAUCAACGUGUUGAAACUAUAAAACAUUGUAAAUGGGUUGAUGAAGUUAUUCCAGAUUCUCCAUGGUCUGUUACUCCAGAAUUUUUGGAAAAACAUAAAAUUGAUUAUGUUGCUCAUGAUGAUGCUCCUUAUGCUUCAACUGAUUCUGAUGAUGUUUAUAAACCAAUUAAAGAAAGAGGUCAAUUCUUAGCUACACAAAGAACUGAAGGUAUUUCAACUUCUGAUAUUAUUACUAAAAUCAUUAGAGAUUAUGAUAAGUAUUUAAUGAGAAAUUUUGCAAGAGGUGCAACAAGACAAGAAUUAAAUGUUUCAUGGUUGAAAAAAAAUGAAUUAGAAUUUAAAAAACAUAUUAAUGAAUUUAGAUCUUAUUGGAAAAAAACAAAUGAUUCAUUAAAUAUUGCAUCAAAAGAUCUUUAUUUUGAAGUUCGUGAAUAUUUAUUGAAAAAAUCUAUAUUAAAACAAAAUGAAAAUGAUAAUAAUAAUUCAAGAUCAAAUCAACAUGAAGGUAGUCCUGCAACUGAAUUUGCUUUAAAUUAUACAGGUGAUAAAAAUGAAAGAUCAAGAAUUAAAAGAUCUCCUUCAUUUAUUGAAAAUUUUAAAGAAUGGAUGGCUAAAAAUGAUAAUGAUAAUAGUUCAGAUAGAGAAACUAUAACUUCAAAUUCAAAAGAAAAUAUAAAUCCAAAUAAAUCAAUAGAUAAACCUUCAUCAUCAAAUAAUAAUCAAAAAAUUAGAACAAGUAAAAGAAGUAAUAAAGGUAAAAAUUCAAAAUAUGAUGAAGAAUCUGAUGAUGAUAAUAAAACUUUAACUUCUCAAGAUUCUUAA
Hansenula ciferrii is the source of this 1290-nucleotide messenger RNA. It is a transcript of the gene PCT1, whose product is annotated as choline-phosphate cytidylyltransferase. The coding region runs from base 1 to 1290 and encodes 429 amino acids. Gene Ontology annotation, molecular function: choline-phosphate cytidylyltransferase activity; phosphatidylcholine binding. The record is from RefSeq and is a predicted model, not a curated record. Gene Ontology annotation, cellular component: nuclear envelope. Gene Ontology annotation, biological process: CDP-choline pathway. The transcript has a single exon. NCBI's taxonomy places the organism in Eukaryota, Fungi, Ascomycota, Saccharomycetes, Phaffomycetales, Wickerhamomycetaceae.